Molecule: messenger RNA, 1696 nt
Organism: Lonchura striata (white-rumped munia)
Lineage: Eukaryota; Metazoa; Chordata; Aves; Passeriformes; Estrildidae
Gene: DYNC2LI1
Product: dynein cytoplasmic 2 light intermediate chain 1
Biological process (GO): intraciliary transport involved in cilium assembly; intraciliary retrograde transport
Cellular component (GO): cytoplasmic dynein complex; axoneme; ciliary basal body
Molecular function (GO): dynein heavy chain binding
Source: RefSeq, a predicted model, not a curated record
GGAACUACAGCUCCCGGCGUGCCCCGCGCCGUGCCCAUGGCCACGGGCCGCCGGGCCCGCGCCCCGCGCAGCGAUGCCCAAGGCCAGUGAUACUUUAUGGGACCUUGCUAUAGCUGAAGUGGAGAAGAGAGAAAAUCCUGAUGAUGAUGAUGAUGUCAAGCCAGGGGAAGUUUGGGAAAAAUCAGUAUUAUUUAUGGGAAACAAAAAUGGGGGAAAGACCACUAUCAUACUGAGAUGCCUUGAGAGGGAAGAGUCUCCAAAGCCAACAUUAGCCUUGGAAUAUACUUUUGGAAGAAGGGCAAGGAGACACAAUGCACCUAAAGAUGUAGCUCACUUUUGGGAAUUAGGUGGUGGAACCUCAUUAGUGGAACUCAUUCGAAUACCAAUCACUAGCUACAACAUAAGAUCAUUUGCUGUAGUUCUGGUAUUGGAUCUCUCCAAACCUAAUGAACUCUGGACUACUAUGGAGAACCUUCUGCAGGUCACCAGGAACCAAGUGAAUAAAAUUUUAACCAAACUAGAAAAGACAAACCCUGAAGUAGCUGAUGAAAUUAAACAGAGAAUGUGGAACGAUCUACAGAGGGAUCACCCUGACAGUGCAUUAGUUGACCCUUUUCCAAUACCCUUGGUGAUAAUUGGAAGCAAAUACGAUAUUUUUCAUGAGUUUGACUCUGAAAUGAGGAAAAUAAUAAGCAAGACACUUCGAUUUGUUUCACAUUAUUAUGGAGCAUCAUUAGUGUUUACCAGUAAAUCUGAGGCUCUCCUGCUGAAAGCCCGUGCUCUUAUUAAUCACUUGGCAUUUGGCUACGAUAAAAGCAAGUCUGUAUCAGUGGAUCCCAGCAAACCUCUCUUUAUACCAGCAGGCCUGGAUUCCAUGAGCCAAAUAGGACCACCACCUGCCUCUGACAGUGAUCUUGGAAAGCUGCGUGCCAACACACCUUUGGAACUAUGGAAAAAAGUAUUUGAGAAAACAUUUCCUCCCAAGAGUUUCUGUGAUUUACAAGAUACCAAGGACCCCGCACAGGAUAGUCAAUAUGCUGAGUAUGAAGUUGAUGUCAUGAGAACUCAGAAAAACCAGGGAUGCAUUUUACUUUCUGUUCUACAUAGAAACUAGGAACUUGAACAAUACAAAAGAAAUGCCUCUAAAUCCUGGAAAGAAAUGGAUUUUGACUCCGAUUGAUGAACUGCUGUGUCUUCAGUUUAACACCAUUUACAAAAUUAUUUUUAUAAUUUUUACAUUGCAUUAACAAUUUCAUCUGAUGCAGUUGAAAAUAUAUAAUAUCAAACUACCAAGUAUUUAUUUAGUAUUUAUUAAUCAUCCCUGUUGUUAUUUUUAUAAAGGGAGCUGUUUAUUCACUCAGUCUAAAUUAGUUUAUCUUGGCACUGGCAAACCAUUUUAAAAAGUGGGGAAAAAGGAAUUUUAAAUUGCUCUCAGAUGGGUUUGUAUAUGCAGACUGGCAUUAGUCAGUUCAACUUAAUUUAUAAGUUAGAACACAUUAUUUGAUUUACUUUUGAAUACUUCUACCCUAAGCAUAUAUUUAAAUAUAAAGAAGUUUUCACACCCAAAACACGAAAUUGUGUAGUGUGCUAGGCAUCUUUUUGUAGUUCAAAACAAAAGCUUAAGAAUUACUUACAUAAUUGUUUGAUAUAUUUGCAUAAAUAAAUAAAUAAAUAAAUCUCAAACUGACAUAGUAAA